AUGCUACCACUUGAUAAAUGGCAAUUGAUAAUAGAUUUAGUUAAAGUUUUACAAUCUUUCGCUAAUACUACGAAGAUGCUUGGUGGAAGUGAAUAUGCGACAAUGUCGUAUAUGUUUCUUGCUAUAUCAUCUCUUAAAAAAUUGCUUAAUAUUACAUGUGAUGCUCAGUUUAAUCCGGAUCUUGACAACUCUGAUACAGUUUUUGAUAACAAUCAAGAGUUUCAAGAAGAAAUUGAUCUUAUUGAUGAAUCUGAAAUGCUUGAUAUUGAAUCUGAAACAAAAAUUAACCAAACCAAGAUUAAUACUCACAA
Molecule: messenger RNA, 311 nt
Organism: Racocetra persica
Lineage: Eukaryota; Fungi; Glomeromycota; Glomeromycetes; Diversisporales; Gigasporaceae
Source: the annotation of a GenBank genome assembly